Hydra vulgaris (swiftwater hydra) is the source of this 868-nucleotide messenger RNA. NCBI's taxonomy places the organism in Eukaryota, Metazoa, Cnidaria, Hydrozoa, Anthoathecata, Hydridae. The record is from RefSeq and is a predicted model, not a curated record.
AAUAUAUAAAUAUGCAAAUAUAGUAAUAAUAAAAUUAUAAUAUGGUCAACUUUUGUGCUGUAUUUGGAUGUUCAAAUCGUUCAAAUCGUGAAAAGGGAAAAUCUUUUUUUCGUUUACCAAAAGUAGUUUGCAAUCAAGGCGAUGAUGGUAAGAUUUUAUCAAAAGAACGUAGAGAAAAAUGGAUAAAUGCCAUAAACAGAGUUGGUAACUAUCCUGAUGUCUUCCACACUCGAAUUUGCAGUGAUCAUUUUAUUUCAGGAAAACCUGCUUCUCUUUUCUCACAGAAUGAUCCUGAUUGGGUCCCUUCUUUAAAUAUGGGGCACAAAAAGUUUACGUUUGAGGUUGAGAAACCUAGAGAAAGAUACUUAUGACACAAAAAUCGUUCAUUGUUAAUAAGUCGAAAUGAUUCUAUGUCUUGUAGAAACAGCAUCACUAAUUUAAACCCUUCUGAAGAUUCAGUUGUAGAUUUUCAAAUAGAGAAUUUUAAAAAUAGUGAAUCAAUUGUCUCAGAAAGUGUUACAAUAGAUUGUGAAAACUUAGUAGAUGCGAGUGUUCAAACUGAUAUGAAUGUCAAAAAUAUCUAUUAAAUAGAAACUGAGUUUAUAUAUAAAAACAAACUUAAUUAUGAUUUGCGUGCAAAUUUAGUCAAACUCCAUGUGGGAACUAUUGAAUGGUUUGAUACCGAUUCAAAAGUAACAUUUUACACUGGAUUGCCAAAUUUGAAAAUUUUAUGUUGUUUAUUUAACUUCUUAAAACCUCUUAUAACUGAAAAUGAGAACUCAGUUUUAUCGUACUUUGAAGAAUUUUCUUUGACGCUUAUGAGAUUGCGUUUAAAUCUAUCUAUUAGAGUCCUUGCUUAUAGAUUUGA